AUGCUGACGAGGAAACCUCUACCCAAGUUCGCUUUCCCACCAUCAAAAUUGCGCCAGCCACCGCCUCCUCGACGGCCAGGUGAAGAAGAAUCGAAUACAGAGCUUGAGCCCUUCAAAUUCCUGCUUCCACCCCUUCACCAGAUUAUCAGUGGGAAAACAAUAGAAUCUCUACCUGAUGAGCUGUUGUUUGAAGUCCUUGCUCGAAUCCCUGCAGGCCGCCAGCAACAGAUUUACGAGGCAAGGCUUGUUUGCCGUAAAUGGUACCAUAUCAUCCACACCCGUGAUUUCAUGUCCGCCUACUUACACCACUCUACUUAUGGUCUCUUAUUAAAAUCCAUGAUUUGGGAAUCACUUUUAAUCCUCCCUCAAAGGGGAAGGGGAGGAGGGGUCGAGAUAACCCAGUUGAAGUACAAACGUAGGUGUAAGGUCGAUAGUAGUUGUAAUGGAUUGUGGUUAGAGAAUAGUCUGGACUGCAAAGAUCUUUACGUCACGAAUCCCACGACUGGGAAAAUUUUUCUUCUCCCUCCAUUCGUUGGUCAAGUUUCAGAAGCACAAUAUGCAAUGGCGUACGUGCCGGCUUCCAUGGAGUAUAAAGUGGUUAUAUUCUAUCCUCCUGAAAAAACCCCUCGCGCGGUUUGUCAUAUAUUAACCGCUGGAGUUGAUAAAACAUGGAGGGACGUUGAUUUGGGACUCGUAUCAAAGGAGGCAAGUAUGGCAUUCUCCAAUAUUCCGUUGGUUACUGAUGGUUUCAUUCAUUGGAACCAUCCGUGUACCCACCAUCUCUUGACUCUUAAUGUGGAGACUGAAACUAUUACAGAGACUCCCUGCCCUCCCCCGACUCCUGGGAGUCGAAGAUAUAUUUACUUAUCAACCGGAAAAUAUCUGUCUUUAUUGCGUCCUUACGGGAAGUGCUCGUGGGAGGUUUGGGAGAUGAGUCGACCCGAAACAGGGGAAUGGAGAAAGAAGGCCGAUUUUUGCUUGGAGGUUCUCAAAGAAAGAUUCAACCUAUUAGGUUUGGUACCCAAAGAAGUUCUGCUCCCGGUAGGCUGGGUCAAGUAUCCAGAGUUGUUGGCCAUGACAUCUUACUCUAAGACUAAAUGGACUGCACUUUUUCUAUACAAUCUUGUCACGCAAGAAAUCGAUGAAAUCGGGUUACCUUCCUAUGUUUUUCAAUACAGUUUUGUGGUACAUAAGAGUAGUUUGGAGUGGUUGGAUGCAGUCAAGCCUACUCGACGACUGGUAUCUAAAUGA
Messenger RNA from Striga hermonthica, 1251 nucleotides. Lineage: Eukaryota; Viridiplantae; Streptophyta; Magnoliopsida; Lamiales; Orobanchaceae. The record is from the annotation of a GenBank genome assembly.